AGCGCCCAGCGGUCCCACUCGUCCGACAACUGAUGCUGACCGCUUCCUAACUUCAACGAAAUGUUUUUAAUACUACGUGUCGGACCUUAACCCCGAUCGGCAAAAUAAUGCAAUUUGUUUAACCACCGUUUUGGGUAAACUAGUAAAGAUAAAGACAAAGUAGCCCACUGCACUCCGGCUUACAUUAGUUAGGUGCAGGGAAACUGGGGCAGUAGCUUUUUAGUUUUACGAGGAUCACCGCAGCCUCGUAGAUGAUUGCCUAUCGGGAUAUGUGCACAUGAAUUGUCCAUGUCGCCAUCGACUUCUGCGCGAUUAUUUCCUUCGUUUUGUUUUAAUGUUCCCCCCUGACUGUCGGAGAGGACAUGGAAAGGGAUUUUACUUUCGGCUGUUUCGUCUAACGGUAGGACGCGCUCCGAUUUGUGCGUGAGGUCUGUGUACAAUAAUAUAUCAUUACGCUACAUAUUGUUGCUGCAGACCGUAGCUUAAUAAACUCGGGUUUUUUUGCAAGGAAGCGAGCUCCAUAGCAUCUGCAUCAACAUGGGAGACGAUAAAUCCACCACAAGAUCUCCUGGGACAGUCACCUUGUGGGGAACGUUAAGUAGUGACUGGGUGAUGGAAUAAUGAUGAAGCAUAAUCGGUGGGGAAAUAUGCUUCCUCUACCCAGCUUUUCUCUUCUUUUCUGUUGUAUAUACUUCUUCUUUCUCAGUUUUUUUUCCACCCAUGCCCAGUUCCUGACAGAACCAAGGGCAGGACAAGGUCUGCUGCUCUUUACCCAGCCUACCUAUAACGCUUCCAUCUUCGAGAACUCUGCGGCAAGAACCUAUUCAAGCAGUGAUGUCAAAAUGGGCAUCUUUCUCGGGCCACCUCGGUCUUUAGACAUCAAGUAUUCUAUUUCCUCUGGAGACAGUGAAGGAAUCUUCCAGGCUGAGGAGUUUGUAAUUGGAGAUUUUUGUUUUCUACGUAUACGUACUAACGGAGGCAGUGGUGCAACAUUGAACCGGGAGGUGCAGGACAAUUACACAGUUACAGUUAAGGCAUCUUCCCAUGGAGGCCUAGAGGCCUUAGCCACUGUUUAUAUCAAGGUCUUGGACACCAACGAUCUCCGACCUCUCUUCUCCCCUACCUCCUAUUCAUUCAUUGUCUCUGAAAGUGCCCCCCUGGGUGCCAGCAUAGGACGUGUAACAGCCACAGAUGCCGACGUGGGCUCCAACGGGGAGUUCUACUACUUCUUCAAGAACAGAGUAGAACUCUUUGCUGUUCAUCCCACCAGCGGAGUCCUCACCCUGACAGGUCGGCCCAGGAUGGACAAACAAGACAGAUUUGAGCUGGAGGUGCAGGUGGUCGACAGAGGAAUGAAACUCUACGGGAACAAUGGUAUCAGCAGCACUGCUCGGCUGGUCCUGACCAUAGAGCGGGUUAACCAAUUUGCCCCUGUUCUUAAAGCAGUUGCUGUUGUUCCAUCAUGGGCAGACAAGGACCCAGUCUAUGCCAUAAUGACUGUGAAGGACAAAGACGAAGGGGUAUCUGGGGAUAUAGAGUGGGUGUCCAUUAUUGAGGGUGACCCUCUUGAACAAUUUGUGAUUGAUCGAUCGCCUGUCGGGAAUGAGUAUCGGGUUAAAACAUCAGAAUUAUUUGACUGGGAUACAUUCCCCUAUGGCUGCAACUUGACCUUCCAAGCUAAAGACAGGGGCAUACCGCCAAAGUUUUCGAAUACUCAACUUGUUCAGUUGUUGGUUUCAAAGCCAGAGCCAGUGUUGGCGACUUUCGAGAGGGAUGUUUAUGUAGUCCAGUUGAGUGAAAUUGCUCCUCCAGGCACUAUUGUAGAGGUGGUGAAAAUCUCCCCAGCUCCUCUGGGUGUCAAUUACAGCUUCAGUAGCCCCUCAGAUCAAAUGUACUUUGAUAUAAACCCUUUGACUGGAGUUAUUAUGACCAAGAGGCAGCUGACAGGGAUAUCACAGGAUUUCAUGGAGAUGGAGGUGGUUGAUAUCAUCGGUCAGCAGCAAGCGAGGGUCCAAAUCACAUUAGUUGAUGCAAAUGACAACUCUCCAGCCUUCAACAAGCCGUUCUAUGAUAUUGCGAUCAACGAGAGCCUACCUAUAGGCACCGUUGCCCUUGUAGUGUCAGCCGUGGAUGCUGAUAAAGGAGAAAAUGGUUAUGUAACCCACACGAUAAGGGGCGAACAGGAUCUUCCGUUCACAAUAGACCAGGACACGGGAGAGGUGAGGAUCACAACAGACCUAGACUUUGAGUCAUCCGUUGAUAUCUAUACUUUUGCAGUGCGGGCCUCUGAUUGGGGUUCACCCUACAGAAGGGAGAGUGAAGUUAAUGUCACUAUUCGUCUGACAAAUAUAAAUGACAAUCAGCCUCUCUUUGAGAGAGUCUCCUGCAAAGGGAUGAUAAGCCGAGAUUUUCCUGUCAGCCAGACUAUUGUCACUUUGUCAGCUGUGGACAUGGACGAGCUAGGUGUGGUGACCUACAAGAUACUGUCUGGGAACGAGUUAGACUAUUUUAACUUAAAUGCAGAAUCUGGGGCUUUGUCUCUAAAAAGAUCGUUUGGAUUGGCUAGUUUAAAAAGUGGGACAUUCAACCUGAAAAUAAUGGCAACAGAUGGGGAGAUAAGCUCUGAUCCUACAUUUGUAAAUGUAUCUGUGGUGAGGGGAAGGAUGCCACCCAUGGGGUUCAACUGCAAGGAGACCAGGGUAGCCCAGCUGUUGGCAGAAAAAAUGGUAUCAAAAGUGUCUGCUAUGGCGCGACCAAGAAGAGAUGAGAUUUAUACAGACCUUUACUCUAUAAACCAACGCACGCCGCAGUUUGAGGCCUUACCUACCAGUAUUCUGGUGAAAGAAGACCUUGCGGUUGGGGCCAGUGUAUUUCAGGUGAGAGCACGAGAUGGCGACAUAGGCUUCAAUGGCCGCGUUCUCUUUUCAAUAUCUGAAGGUAACAAAGAGAACUGUUUUAACAUCAGCAUGCAGAAAGGGUUGAUAACUUUGUUGAAUCCACUUGAUCGCGAACGAGUGGAUCGUUACUUCCUUAACAUCACCAUCUACGAUCAGGGUGUUCCUCAGAUGUGCAAUUGGAGACUACUCACUGUGAUCAUUGAUGACGUAAAUGACAACGACCCACAGUUUCAUAAGAACAGCUUCUCGGCUCUUGUGGCAGAAAACUCUGCGAUUGGAGUUGAAGUUAUUACCAUGACUGCAAUCGACAGAGACAAGGGGCAAAAUGGGCAGCUUUCCUACGUGAUGCUGACCAAGGUCCCUCAGUUUGGUAUUGAUAGCGAAACUGGAAGUGUAUUUGUUUCCAGCCACUUAGACAGAGAAACCACCCCAAUGUUUACAUUGAAGAUUGAAGUGAGAGACAAGGCUGAAAGGGGCAGUCGAAGGUCAUCAGUGACUACUCUCAGUAUAAUAGUGGAGGAUGUCAAUGACUGCGGCCCAGCUUUCAUCCCUAGCAGCUAUAGUGCUCGAGUGCUAGAGGACCUUCCUCCAGGGGCUGUGAUUACCUGGGUGCAGGCUCAGGACCUAGAUUUAGGGCCUAGUGGACAGGUCCGAUACUCCUUGGGAAAUGACUUCAAUGGCACUUUUGAGAUCAAUGCUGUGAGCGGAGUUUUGAGGAUUAGGAAGGAGUUGGACUUUGAGAAACAACAGCUUUUUAACUUGACAGUAGCUGCUGAGGACAGAGGAGUACCCAGCCUCAAGAGUCAGACAUUUGUGGAGGUGGAGGUGGUGGAUGUCAAUGAAAAUUUGUAUGCACCCUACUUUCCGGACUUUGCCCUGAGAGGCUCAGUGAAGGAGAACUCCCGUGCAGGUACAAGUGUCCUAACAGUCAACGCUAAGGACGACGAUAAGGGCCGAGAUGGGGUGUUGAGGUACUCUAUCAGAGGUGGCAGCGGACUAGGCACUUUCACCAUCGAUGAAGACACAGGGGUGAUUUACACUGCUGGUAUCUUGGACUGUGAGACAAAAGGCUCCUACUGGCUUACAGUCUCUGCCACAGACAGAGGGGUUACGCCCCUUUCAGCAUCCAUUGAAGUCUUCCUCCAGGUAGAAGAUGUCAAUGAUAAUGCUCCUCUCACCUCGGAUCCCAUCUACCAUCCAGUAAUUAUGGAGAACUCUCCAAAGGAUGUGUCAGUCAUCCGUAUCCAAGCGCAGGACCCUGACCUCACGGCCACCCCCAGUCGUCUGAGUUACCGCAUCACAGCUGGCAACCCGCAGAAUUUCUUCUCCAUUAACCCCAAAACAGGGCUGAUCACGACAACUGCGAGGAAACUGGACAGAGAACAACAGGCAGAGCACUUCUUGGAGGUCACGGUCAUAGACGGCCCGGUCACCACCCGCCAGUCGACCGUGUGGGUCAUAGUUCACAUCGAGGACGAAAACGACAACCCGCCGACCUUCCCGGAGGUCACGUACCGCAUCAGCUUGACUGAACGAGACCGCAACAAGCGCGGCGAACAGGUGUACCGUGUCUUCGCUUAUGACCGUGACCUCGGAGACAAUGGCAACAUCACCUACAGCAUUGUGGAUGGUAACGCGGAUGAGAAGUUCGGUAUUGACCCCCGGACGGCCAUGGUGUCAUCCAAGAAGAUGGUGACAGCGGGAAGCUAUGAUAUCCUCACUAUAAAAGCGGAGGACAGCGGGGAUCCCCCAUUAUGGUCCACGGUCAAACUCCAUGUGGAGUGGAUUCGCAAACCUGUCCCCUCGCCUGUACCUCUAGUAUUCACCCAGAAGUUCUACAAUUUCUCCAUUUUGGAGACAGCUGCGGUGGCUCAGCCGGUGGGAGUAGUCGCUGUCAGCCAGUCGAGCGCCCUUGUCUGGUUCAAUAUCAUCGGCGGACGGCUCGCCAGAGAAACAUUCUACAUUCCUCAGAAUGCAUGUGGAAGAAACUGCUCACUUGACACAGGGAGUUUUGAUAUGCAGUUUGACCUUCAGGUGGGGGUGGGAACGCUAGUUGUGGCCAAGCCCCUAGAUGCAGAGGUGCAAUCUGUGUACAACAUGACCGUACAGGUGACCGAUGGGACCAACUUUGCCACAACACAGGUGUUCAUCCGAAUACUGGACUGCAACGACAACCCUCCUGUGUUCUCACAGCCGGCCUAUGAUGUCAGUGUGUCAGAGGAUGCGCCGCUUGACAUGGAACUACUGCGGGUUAGAGCGACGGACGUGGACGAGCGGGCCCGCUUGACCUUCUCCAUCUAUGGCAGUGUGGACCCAGUCAGUAUGAGACUGUUCAGGGUCAAUCCUGGUACGGGCGUCGUCUACACCUCGGAUAGCUUGGACUACGAGGCCAGAACUCAGCACAUCCUCACUAUUAUGGUCAAGGAUCAAGAGUUUCCAUUUAACCGGGACCUGGCUCGUAUCCUGGUGGCGGUGGAGGACUCCAAUGAUAACAUCCCCUACUUCCCCAGCACCGUAUAUGAUGCCGUGGCCUAUGAGUCCUCUCCCAUAGGCACCUCUGUUCUAAAAGUGACCGCCUUAGACAAAGACAACGGGAUUAACGGGCAACUCACUUAUUCUAUGGAAGCAGGUAACACCGGGGGUGUGUUUGGAAUUGAUAACGCCACAGGACUUAUCUUCAUUGCCAAGGAUCUGGACAUCAUCUCCGUGGGCUUCUACACCCUAACUGUGCGUGUCACGGACAGCGGAUUUCCUCCAUUAAUGGCCACCGCUUCGGCCCGCAUCUCCUUGAUACUCUCCGACUUCUCCCAACCCAAAUUUUCUCUAAAUGAGUAUCAGGCUGAGAUAAUGGAGAACAGCACUGUUGGAACACAUGUGACCACUGUAAGCGCCCUCAGCCGUUCGGCACUCAUAUAUGAUAUCAGCAGGGGCAACGACGACAACAGCUUCGCCAUCAACCAUCACACUGGUGUAAUCAGCACACGUAAACUUCUUGACUUUGAGCAAACAACAUCUUACUUUCUAGUUGUGCAUGCCCUGAGCAUGGCUGGAGUGGAGGCCAGCACCACUGUCAUUGUCCAGGUGGGCGACGUCAAUGAUAGCCCGCCAGUCUUCCAAAAAAUCAGGUAUGUGGGCGCAAUCAGUGAGGCUGCUCCAGUCAACAGCGUGGUUGUGGGCGAAGACGGUAACCCUCUGGUCAUCCAGGCGACCGACAGAGACCGCAAUCAUAACGCCCUGUUAGUGUUCCAGAUCUUAGACGAGACCGCUCGUAUCUUUUUUACCGUGGACUCUGGGACUGGAUCAAUUCGAACAAUCGCCAGUCUGGACUAUGAGACCUUCUCAGAGUUCUUCUUCCGGGUUCAUGUCAGAGACAGUGGACAGCCUCCGCAGAGUGCGGACAACCCAGCAGAGGUUGUCAUAAAGGUGAUCAACAUCAAUGACUCACCUCCGAAGAUGCUACAGGAUACUUACGAGGCUGUGCUCCUCCUGCCGACCUACGAGGGUGUCGAGGUCCUUACGCUUGAGGCUUUUGACCCCGAUAUGAUCUCUGACCUCCCCCUGAACCCUGACAAGUCAGUGACUUCUCAGCUGGCAUACUCUCUGUUGGACAGCAACGUGGACUACUUCUCUGUUGAGCGCUACACCGGAGUUGUGACGGUCAUCAAUCAAAACCUCAGCAAGGAUCGCUAUCGCUUUAAUGUAAAGGUAUGGGACGGACGUUUCUCCAGCGUGGCAGCCGUCACGGUGCUUGUCCGAGAAGCCGUAGACAACGGCCUCCUCUUCACCUUCCCGGUCUACUCUGCCUCCAUCCCUGAGAACAUACCCAAUGUUACUUUAGUGACCGUUGUCAACACAGUCGGCCACCGCCUCAACGAACCACUGAAGUACACGCUGCUGAACCCCAGUGGGCGCUUCACCAUCCGGCCGACCUGUGGGGCGGUGCUCACCACCGGGGUGCCUUUCGACCGGGAGGAUAAGGAGAGUUACGAGCUAGUGGUGGAGGUCAGCCGAGAGGAUGAGAUACUGAAGGUGGCGAGAGUGACUGUGCGAGUUCAGGUGGAGGAUGUGAACGACAAUGCUCCAGAGUUUGUGAACCUCCCGUACUACGCCGCAGUGCAAGUGGAAGCAGAGCCUGGGUCAGCUGUUUUUAGGGUAUCAGCUAUAGACCAAGACUACGGUCUGAAUGGGGAAGUGACAUACAGCAUCAAGGACGAGCAUAGAAACUUUCGGAUGAACCAAAUGUCAGGAGAGCUCACCUUAAAGAGGGCCUUUGAGGCGGACUUAUCCAACGCAGAGUACAAGGUGGUCCUCGUGGCCACCGAUCGUGGCUCCCCGCCUCUGUCCAGCGAGGUCGAGCUGCCCGUUACCGUAGUGAACAAAGCCAUGCCCGUGUUCGACAAGCCGUUCUACGGCGUCACUGUCAGGGAGGACGUGGCCGUCUCCACCUCCGUCCUGCGUAUCAACGCCACCAGUCCUGAGGGCCAGAGCGUCAUCUUCACCAUCACGGACGGAGACCCUUCCCUCCAAUUUGACAUUGGCUUCGACACAGGAGUCAUCAGCGUGAUUUACCUGUUGGACUACGAGACCACACAGUACUACCGGUUAACGGUGAAGGCCACGGACACCCUGUCUGGAGCCAGGUCGGAGGUCGAUGUGGACGUCGUCGUGCUGGAUGUGAAUGAUAACCCGCCGCUCUUUCAGAACACCUCAUACUCCGCUGUGCUCGCCGAGAACUCCAUGAUCGGAACGUCCGUGUUACAGGUGUUUGCCCAGGACCAAGAUUCAGAGAAGAAUGCCCUGGUGAGCUACCAGAUCCUACAUGACAUCUACAACAGCACCAACUACUUCCACAUUGACGGCAAGAGCGGAUUGGUAUACACGGCCCGCCUGCUGGACUAUGAGCUCACCCAACGCUACAACUUCAUCGUCAGAGCCACGGACAGCGGAGAGCCCGCCCUCAGCAGUGAUGUCAGUGUCACCGUGACGGUUUCUGACACAAACGACAACCCUCCUAAUUUCAGCCGAGCGCUGUACGAGGCCUUUGUCAGCGAGCUGGCUCCCCUCGGGCACUUUGUGACUUGUGUUCAGGCGUCGGAUGCUGACAUCUGCGAUGCGCACAGGCUGAGAUACACUAUUCUCUCUGGGAAUGAGAAAAUGACUUUUAUGAUGGAGCCAGAUACAGGGGUGCUCAAGCUGUCUAACAAGAGGAGACAAGGCAUGAAAAUCUUGUAUCAACUCAAUGUGUCUGUGUCAGAUGGAGUCUUCACCAACACUGCUCAGGUGACUGUACGUGUCCUGGGAGCCAACCUUUACAGCCCAGUGUUCAGCCAGAGGUUCUACCUGGCUGAAGUCCAGGAAAACGCCCCUCAAGGGUCAAAGGUCAUUCAAGUUCGUGCAACAGAUGAGGACUCCGGGCUGUUCGGGCAGAUCACCUACUCCUUCAUCAAUGACUUGGGGAAAACUAAGUUCACCAUUGAUGCAGAUGGACUCAUUUCCACCGCUCAGAAAUUAGACAGAGAAAAUCCUCUUAACAGGGACAUGGUGCUGACCAUUAUGGCCCUGGAUGGUGGAGGCCGUGCAUCAUUUUGCACAGUUCGAGUGGUUCUGGCUGAUGAGAAUGACAAUGCCCCCCGGUUCAGAGCUGUUGAGUACCGCAUGAGCAUUAAAGCAAACGUUGCCAAAGGCUCCCUGGUCACACAGAUCCAAGCCACUGACAAUGAUGCUGGGUCGAAUGGGAGGAUCACCUACUCCCUUUACAGCGAGGCUCGCCUUUCCCUGGUUGAUGUCCUGGAGGUGGAGCCAGACAGCGGUUGGAUGAUGACUAAAAGCACCAUGGACCACCUCCAGGGGACCGUGCUGUCCUUCUUUGUCAAGGCCACGGACUGCGGUUCUCCAGCCAAACACUCGCUGGUGUCCGCCUUCAUCCAUGUCGUCCCACCAGAUGCUCUUGUUCCCUCUUUCAGUCAGCCUCAGUACUCCUUCACCAUUCCCGAGGACACGGCAGUGGGAACCGCCCUGGGGUCUGUGUACAUGGCCCCUGGACAGACGGGGUUCUUCACUGUAGUCAGAGGAGAGACGCUGGACAGCAAUCAGGGAGGCGCCUUCCUGGUGGAACGGGAGAGCGGCCUCAUCCGUCUGAUCAAGCCGCUGGACUAUGAACUCAUCAGCAUCUUCCGCUUCAAGGUUGCGGCAACAACAAGACGAGACCUGAUCGAGUCCCUCUCCACUGUAGACCUGGAGGUUAAGGUCCUAGAUGUGAAUGACAACAAGCCAACAUUUGAGACCAACACGUACGUUGCCACGGUGAUGGAGGGGAUGCCGGUAGGGACAAGAGUGAUCCAAGUGCGCGCGCUUGAUCCAGACUGGGGCUCAAAUGGACAGGUAACAUACGGCCUCGGCUCUCUUCUCACCUAUAACUCGGACUUGACAGAAGACGCUCGCGCCCUCAGUGGCCCCGUCACUACGGGCUCCGUCUUCGCCAUUGACAGCAAAACGGGCUGGAUCACCACAUUGGGUGAGAUGGACCACGAGGCCUGCUCCAGCUACAGCUUCAAAGUAGUGGCCUCUGAUCUGGGGGAGCUGCAGUCGCUGUCCUCCACCACGGUGGUCACCAUCACUGUGUCAGACGUCAACGACAACCCCCCGCGGUUUGAGAGCGAGCUGUACCGCGGUGCGGUGAAGGAGAGCGAUGCUCUCGGGGAAGUGGUAGCUGUUCUGAAAACCAACGAUGGAGAUGGAACGGAUCAAAACCGCCUGGUCAACGUUUACAUAACUGGGGGAAACCCGCGGGGCGUUUUUGGCCUGGCUCUCGUGCAGGCUGAGUGGAAGGUUUACGUGAGUGGUCUGCUGGAUCGUGAGCAGCAGGACUGGUAUCUGCUCAACAUCACGGCCAGCGACGGCCUAUACGUCGCUCGCACUGCUGUGGAAGUUACCGUCAUCGAUGACAACGACAACAGUCCCGUCUGCAACCAGGCGGUGUACAGCGCCUCUUUUCCUGAGGACAUUCCAACCAACAGGGGCAUUUUGACGGUGGGUGCCACGGAUGCCGACUCAGGCUCUAGCGCUGAGAUCCAAUACUCGCUGUUUGGCAUCGGGGUGGAGGAUUUCUACAUGGAUGCAAACACCGGUGAGCUGCGUACGGCCACCGUCAUGGACCGAGAAAAAACACCCACCUACAAGCUCAUCGCCCAGGCGACAGACGGAGGUGGGCUGUUCUGCCGCUCUGACAUUUCUCUCAAAGUGUUGGAUGUAAAUGACAACGCCCCGUCUUUCACCUCUGCCCAUUACCUGGCUAGUGUGUAUGAGGAUGCUGCUCCCAAGGCUCUGCUCACCCGCUUGCAAGCCAGUGACCCCGAUAAAGGUCUUAAUCGUACAGUAGUCUAUUCUCUGGUGGAUUCAAUCAACGGAUUAUUUUCCAUCGACCCGGUUUCUGGGAUGGUAAUUCUGGAGAAAUCUCUGGACAGAGAGAGCCAAGACUCUUACCGCGUCAGUGUCCAGGCCACGGACCAAGUUGGGCAGCAGGGGGCGCUGUCCACACAGGUGGAUUUGACCAUUUUGGUGCUGGAUGUGAACGACAAUGCCCCAGUCUUCCAGAGGAGGGACUAUGCCAUUACCGUCCCCGAGGAUGUGGCCGUGGGAACCGAGGUGCUCCGAGUAUUGGCGACAAGUGCCGACAUUGGACCCAAUGCUGAGAUUACCUACAAUAUCCGGUCGGGCAACGAGUUAAGAAAGUUCACCAUAGACAGGAACCUGGGCUCUAUAUCUGUGGUUGAUGAUUUGGACUUUGAGGUGUGUAAGGACUACUACCUCACCGUCGAGGCCACGGACAGCGGGAACCCUCCUCUCCGCACAGCUACCAUGGUAACCAUUGAACUAAUGGACGUCAACGACAACGCUCCCGCCUUCAGUCAGAACAUCUACAAUGUUCUGGUCAGCGAGGAUGCGUCCGUUGGGCAAACUAUUACAAGGGUAUUGGCAGAAGAUCUGGACAGCCAGGUGAAUGGGCGGAUCACCUACUCUAUCUUGAAAGGUGACCGUAGCAACCACUUCUGGAUUGACCCCGUCACAGGACUGCUCAAAGUCAACAAGCGGCUCGACAGAGAACUGGUGUCCAGGUACUCUCUGUCAGUGCAGGCCUUUGACAGCGGCUCUCCUGCCAUGUCCUCCACUGUCACCCUUAACAUCGACAUAUCGGACGUUAACGACAACCCUCCUCUCUUCUCUCCGCCCAACUCUACCGCAGUCAUAAAGCUCAACCAAGCUGCUGGCACCAGCCUGCUGAAGCUGUCAAUCAGUGAUAAAGACUCCACUAGAAAUGGCCCUCCCUUUGAGUUUCGCAUUGUUUCAGGAAAUGAGAAAAAUUUCUUCUCAAUGGACCAGACCGGAAAUCUGAUGACCAAACGUGUGUUUGGCCCUGAAGCCCCCAGAGAGUUCACUCUUGAGAUUCAGGCGAGUGACUCUGGGAAGCCACGUCUUGCCUCUUCCUCCUGGAUAUUUAUUAGAGUCAUCGGGGACAGUCAGUAUAAACCCACCGUCUCCCCCUUGGAAAUCUUCAUCGCCAUGGUAACGGAUACCUUCCAGGGUGGCCUGAUUGGUCAGAUCUAUGCAACCGACCGCGACCCCAACGACGUGCUGUCCUUUACCCAGAAGCCGCAGCCCAAGAGCAUGUUUGAAAUAAACAGACAGGAUGGCAGCGUUAUGGCUCUGCCGGGCCUGGAACCUGGCAGAUACCAAAUGAAUGCCACAGUGAGUGACGGGCGUUUCGCUGUGAUAGCGGAUGUGUCAGUCCAGGUCGAGCAGGUGACAGACAUGCUGCUGCGAAGCGCCCUGACCUUGCGUUUCAACACCCUGUCCCCGGAAGACCUGCUCGGCCGCUACUUGAACCAGAUCAAACUAACCUUGCGAGGAAUAGCCGGCUGGAAUUGGUCACCAGGCCAACAGGAUCCCCUCCACAUCCUCAGUGUACAGCCGGUGAUGGGCACGUCUGGCGUGGAUUUGCUGCUGGCCAUGGAGGUGCCAGAGACAUCAGGCAGCUCGGGAAGGAUGCUGGGGAUUUACUCCCAGCAAGAGUUGUCCGCAAAGCUGAAAGAAGCUGCAGCGAGGGGCCAGAUUCGAGGCGUCCUUGGCGGGGCAGUGGUGGUGGACAGCGCCUGUUCUGGGGAGCUUGAGUGUGGCGACAGGCUGUGCGAGCAGAGGCUGGUGAGGGAGGGGGACUCGCUUCUCACUUACAGAACAGAGAGGGUCAGCUUGGUGUCGCCAAGGUUCAGACCUACGGAGACCUGCACCUGCCCGGGAGGGACAUGCCCUGCUCCUGUGGAGCUUUGUGAAGGUCAGUCCUGUCCAGCAGACAUGCAGUGUGUCCGUUCCGGUCCUACAGCGCCAUCUGUCUGCCAGUGUCAGACUAACAGACGAGACGAGUGUGCAGGCCAAACCUCUCUAAGUUUCUCUGGAAACAGUUACAUCAAGUACAGAGUGACAGAAAGUGGCCGGGUAGGAGAGAUGAAGCUCGGCCUGAGGAUCAGAACCCUUCAGAAAAGAGGAGUCAUUAUGUUCACACGUGUUAACCCCUGCACCAUGCUAAAGAUUGAAGAGGGAAGACUCUGGUUCCAGUUGGACUGUGACAACACCCUCGGCAUUAUGGGUAUCUCUGGCAGACCAAUAAAUGACGGCCUCUGGCAUGCAGUUGUCUUGGAGCUGACGAGGAACUACACCCUUCUGUCAUUAGAUGACAGUUACGUGGAGCGGCGGCGAGCAGCCCAAGCACCUGUCCGCCUUUGGCCUCUGGCCCUGGAUUCAUCCUUUUUCUUCGGGGCCCAGGUGAGGCCACCGAGCGGGCAGGAGGAGAGGCCGAGCCCGGGGCCGUGGAGGGGCCGGGGGGCACAGGAACUCGGGGAACGCGGAGCAAGGGCCCCGCCCAGAGCCCAGGAUGGCUUCCAGGGAUGCCUGGGCUCGCUGAUGCUCAACGGGAACGAGCUCCCGCUCCAGAACAAGAGGAGCCGUUACGCAGAGAUCGCGGGGCUGAGCGAGGUCAAGCUGGGCUGCGUGCUUUAUCCAGAUCCCUGUGUCAGUCAGCCCUGCCUCAACGGAGCCAUCUGCAGCAGCCUGCCCUCCGGAGGCGUCAUGUGCAGUUGCAGCGGUGGAUUCAGUGGAGGGCGCUGUGAAAUCGAAUUAACGUCCUGCAUGCCAAACCCAUGCCUGAAUGGAGCAGACUGUCAGCCUGUUGGCAGUGCAUUCCUCUGCGGAUGUUCUGGAGGACUCAGGGGACUUAUAUGUGAGAAGGAUGUCAACGAGUGCGACCAGGACGUCUGUGGAAGCGCAGGAGAGUGUGUCAACACGUUUGGCUCGUUCUACUGUAACUGUUCGGAGGGCAACAAGGGUCAGUUUUGUGACGAUCAGGCACCCGAGGAUCCGGGGGACGACACGCAGGCGGAGCCCCUGACCUACCUUGGCCCAGGAGAGAUAAUUGGCAUCGGAGUCCUUGCCUUCGUCAUCAUUCUUCUCCUCAUACUCUUCAUGGCAUUCAGGAAAAAAAUUAAAUUCAGGAAAGACUCAGACCCGGGCCCGGGGACUCAGGCCGGGAUGGGGGUCUCAACUAUUUCCACAGAAACCAGCUACAUGCUACACAAGACCGGCACGGGGUCAGAGGGGAUUGAGUUUAAGGCUGUGCGUGUGUCGGGAGCUCAAAGUGCCACGAGCACCUACGGCGAGGUGGGAGUCAACACCAUGGGCCCCCCCCAGGUCAUAGUGCGGCCGACUACCCUCUCCCCCCUGCCGGGGGGACUCAGCAGCUACAGCCUGAGGAGUGGAGAUGGUGACAAGAACACGUUCAGUGAGGGCAGUCAGAUGAGCAGCUUCCUCUCGGACAUCUCCUCCGUCCGAGGCGCGGCCAACAGGAGGGGCAUCGCUGUGUGCAGCGUGGCACCCAAUCUCCCUUCUGCGUCAGCCCGCCGCCCGGAGCACAGUCCGGCCCACAAGGUGUCCUGGGAGGGAGAGGAGACAAGGGAGCAAGGGCUGGAGAGAGUGAGGGAUGAAAGAGAGGAGGAAUGGGGGCAGAGAGCUUUUGAGGUGGAGAGAACACAGAGGGAUAACUGUCCACAGGAAGUUUCCGAGCUGGUGGAAGAGGUGGCGUGUCUCUCCAACUCCACCUCUGAGGAUCGCUCCCUCAACUCCUUCACUUCGGAGUCCUUUGAUGACAACGCCUCCAUUGUGACAGUCAUACGUCAAGUCAACGAUGCAGUUGAUAAUAUUGAAAAUGAAGUGUCAAGCAUGAGCAACGAGCAGGGGAGGAACAGUCCUGCAUACCACUGGGAGCCUUCCAGCCAGACCUCGAGCUGGUUGUCACCGUCGCGCCUGCGUCCACCGGAGUUGGGAUCCCAUUACGACCUCAGCGAGACCCUUCAAAGCAUCAGGCGAGGUGGCAGCACGCGGUCCCUCCAGCUGGACUACAAAGCGAUGGGCUGCGGCGGCGACAGGGGCCGAGGGCCGGGACGAGACAGCGCAAGGAGGGCCUCGCAGUGGGAGAGGAAUCAGUCGGGCGAGUGGGAGAGGAAACGCAUCCUGGAGAGAGCAGAAAUGAGACGGAGCAGCGGGGAAGAGGAGGAGGAGGAGACGGCGGGGGCCUCGCGGGACCACCGAGACCGGCGGCAGGUGCACGGCCACGACAGCUGUGAACAAAGUUCCUCGCCGGUUUACGAGGAAUACCGAGUGUCCAGCCGUGACCCGGAGCCGGGGGAGGACGCGGAGAGCGUUUACGACACUCUACCCCCGACCCGACAGGCCUACGAAGGGUACCCGCUCAGCCCCUCGGGCGUCGACUUGCACCCGGCUCAACUCCUGCCACCCCUGAGGGCGUGGGACUCACAGACAGGGGAGUGGAGGGGGUCGCAGGGGGAGCGCGGCGGGCUCGGCUCGGGCAGUCUGGGGGACUCCGGGGACGAGCUGGAGAGGCUGCUGAACCUGGUGUCCCUCAGAGCCCGGAGAGCCACGCGGGAGAACAGAACCUCCACCCAAUCUGAACCCACAACAGACUGGGGGGGGGUUUAAAUGAACACACACAAGUCUGUUAAAAACAAUUCAUUUUUAAAAUGAAAGAAGCAAUGCUCCUUUUCUCUAGACAGCUCCACUUGUGCUGAAAAGGUUGAGUGGAGAUUGGCCGGGAUUCAAUGCCAUUACAUUUUAUAUUCAUGGAACUACUGGAGCGCAGCAUUUAUCGUCAUCAAAAAACAUCUAAGAAACAAAAUAAGAAACCUGUCCAUCUCUGUCAUAAGAUGAUACCAACCUACUCACACAUGUUAUCGUGUUUCUCAUAUUCUUUUUACUCUUUCAUAAAUCACACAAACAAUAAUUUUGUUUGCUCAGCCGCGUAAUAGUUAAUGCAUUCAUUAUUCCACUGGUACAUGCUGGGGGAUGUUUUGAAGAAAAUUAUUCAACCAGAUCCCGGACACGGCCUCAGAGAUGUUAUUAAGAUUACCCGACACCAGGAGGUUUGCAUUUAAUCAUUUCACUAUUACAUAUUUAUUUAAUUACACCGUUCGAUUGCUUGGGAGCACAUUUGUGAACACAAAAUGCAGACUCAUAUUGAAUAUUAUGUAAAUAUUAUGUGGUAUUUAUGUCAUACGACAUUUUCUGUUUUAAUUGAAAGGUGGUGGGUGGAAAUAUACAGACUCCCUUAUGUGUAUCUGUACGUACUUUGUAUAUAUUACCAAAACGGAACUUUUAGUAGAUUAUACAAUUAAUCCUACUUUAAUGCUGGUAUUAACAUAUGAAAUGAAUUAUGCUAAAAGCCUUGGAGAAUUUUGUGGAUAUGCAUCCGUGAAGUACAGAAUCACUCACCCGAGACAUGUACACAUGGUUGCCUCACUGAUGAAUGCUGCUGUGUUUCAUGCACUUAAACCCACACACACACACACACACACACAAUAUAAAAUCCAUGUUUGAAAUGCCGGCAAAACAAACUGGUGGUAAUUAAGUGUAUUUAAAGGAUAAAAUAUUCAUAACAGGACAGUUUGGGAACGAGUCACGCUAGAUGUCUGCGGUCGGAAACAGCUGCACCAAUCUUUGCCUUUGUCUUGACCAUCACAUGACCGACUGACUGUUCUUAACAUGGUCAUGAUCAGGCUUAGUGUGCCAUAAAGUAUUUAUGCCUCUCAGUAUGGUGUCCAUCCAUCUAUUCAUCCUCUUCUGUUCCUUUUCGGUUCAAUUUUGUAAGUGGGUCGCUGAAGCGUGUCUUUGCAUGCAACAGGUUAAAAAAAAAACCUCCUGGACAGGUCAGGCAGAAUUCAAGAAAAACAUUCACAUCUGUGGACACUUCACAGUUUCCGGUUCACCUGGCCGACAUGUCUGGAAGAAAACUGGAGCACCGGAGGAAAACCCAACGGAAUACUUUGAGCACACGCAGACUCUACACAGCACGAGCGAAAGCUAGAACCUCGAUGCUGCGAAUCGACACUGCCAACUAUCGAUCAACCUUUUGUGUCCCGUUUAACCACUCUAUUGAUAUUCCGUUACAGUUGACUCAUCUUGCUAAUUACCUUUCAAGACAACUGGAUCUUCAGUUAUUUCAGUUGGUUGAUGUGCUGAAGCACAAGGCUCCAGUGCUGAUGUUCAAGGCUUCAACCGAGCGGAUCUAAAGCAAGAAGAUUUUGUUACUGGUGUGCUGUAGCAGGUGAGCUACAUAUCUCACCGCAAACUACAUGAGUUAAAUUCCCCCCAUGAAAUAUUUAAUCGCAUAAGGUCAGUCUUGUUAAGCUUCUUAUAUGUGUUUUUUUCUCUCCUUCCCGACCUGAAUCUCGCAGAUUUAGCAGAGCUUAAAGUCAUAGUAAUUUCUUUUGGAAUGUUAAGAUGAUAAACUGUGAAAGAAGAAAUUACCUUUUAUUUUGAAAUCAGUUGGGAUUUGGAAAGUGUGUUAUGAUUUCGGCCAAGAAUGCUUCGGCGGUUCACGCUUUCAAUUAUACAUUUCAGCGUUAUCUUCUCAUUAUGCACUUUUGUUUCCCUCAGGAACGGAUUUCUAAGCUGACUUGCUCAGAUGCAUUUUUUUGUGGAACUCUCUUUUUUUUUUUUUCGCUGAGUUUAUCUAUACUGACCCAUCGCUACGGUCUAAUUAUACAGACCAUGCAUCUCUAAAAGCCGCUGUAUGUUGAUAUAAUACUUUUGCUGCCUCUGCUGAAAUUCUGAGUUUGUUGUCAAGUACAGAUAAAAAAUGCAUACCACAUUC
Messenger RNA from Gasterosteus aculeatus aculeatus (three-spined stickleback), 17109 nucleotides. Lineage: Eukaryota; Metazoa; Chordata; Actinopteri; Perciformes; Gasterosteidae. The record is from RefSeq and is a predicted model, not a curated record.